Callorhinus ursinus (northern fur seal) is the source of this 8374-nucleotide messenger RNA. RefSeq names its product general transcription factor IIIC subunit 4 (gene GTF3C4). NCBI's taxonomy places the organism in Eukaryota, Metazoa, Chordata, Mammalia, Carnivora, Otariidae. Gene Ontology annotation, molecular function: histone acetyltransferase activity; protein binding. The record is from RefSeq and is a predicted model, not a curated record. Gene Ontology annotation, biological process: transcription initiation at RNA polymerase III promoter. Gene Ontology annotation, cellular component: transcription factor TFIIIC complex.
AAAGCCGCCGCGGAGGGCGCUGGGGGCCGGUGGCGGCGGCGGCGGCGCCAAAGGCGGCAACGGGACGGCGGCGCGGGGUUGGCGCGCCCCGGAAUCCGGCCUCUGCACUUGAGGGGAAAUGAGCUCCGCCGACAAGGCCCGGGUGGGGCCCGCGGCCGACGGGCCUGCGCCGCCCGAGGAGGAGGAGGGCGAGGGGGGCGGCGAGGCGGGCGGGAAGGAGUCAGCGGCAGACGCGGCCCCCGGGCCCAGUGCCGCGUUCCGCUUCCUGGUAACUCGGCGGGAGCCGGCCGUGAAGCUGCAAUAUGCAGUGAGCGGCUUGGAGCCGCUGGCCUGGUCCGAGGACCAUCGCGUGUCCGUGUCCACGGCCCGUAGCAUCGCUGUGCUGGAGCUCAUCUGCGACGUGCACAAUCCAGGCCAGGACCUGGUUAUCCAUCGCACCUCGGUGCCCGCUCCUCUCAACAGCUGCCUUCUCAAAGUUGGCUCAAAAGCAGAAGUUGCUGAGUGUAAGGAGAAAUUUGCCACCUCGAAAGACCCCACAGUCAGUCAGACUUUCAUGUUGGAUAGGGUGUUCAACCCGGAGGGAAAGGCAUUGCCACCGAUGAGGGGAUUCAAGUAUACUAGCUGGUCGCCCAUGGGUUGCGAUGCAAAUGGCAGGUGCCUCUUGGCAGCACUGACCAUGGACAAUCGCCUGACCAUCCAGGCUAACCUCAACAGACUACAGUGGGUCCAGCUGGUUGAUCUGACUGAGAUUUAUGGAGAACGUCUUUACGAGACCAGUUACAGGCUCUCUAAAAAUGAGGCUCCAGAGGGGAACCUCGGGGACUUCGCGGAGUUCCAGAGGAGACACAGCAUGCAGACGCCGGUCAGGAUGGAGUGGUCGGGCAUCUGUACCACUCAGCAGGUCAAGCAUAACAACGAGUGCCGGGACGUGGGCAGUGUGCUCCUGGCGGUCCUCCUUGAGAACGGCAACAUUGCCGUGUGGCAGUUCCAGCUGCCCUUUGUAGGGAAGGAAUCCAUCUCUUCCUGCAACACGAUUGAGUCAGGAAUCAGCUCUCCUAGUGUUCUGUUUUGGUGGGAAUAUGAGCACAAUAAUCGGAAAAUGAGCGGCCUUAUUGUGGGGAGUGCUUUUGGACCUGUAAAAAUUCUUCCUGUCAAUCUCAAAGCAGUGAAAGGCUAUUUCACUUUAAGGCAGCCCGUUGUCUUGUGGAAAGAAAUGGACCAGUUGCCAGUGCACAGCAUUAAAUGUGUUCCGCUUUAUCACCCUUACCAGAAGUGUAGUUGUAGCUUAGUGGUGGCUGCAAGAGGAUCCUAUGUGUUUUGGUGUCUUCUUCUGAUCUCCAAAGCAGGUCUCAAUGUCCACAAUUCCCAUGUCACAGGCCUUCACUCACUGCCGAUUGUCUCCAUGACUGCAGACAAGCAGAAUGGAACAGUAUAUACUUGUUCCAGUGAUGGGAAGGUGAGGCAGCUGAUUCCCAUUUUCACUGAUGUCGCAUUAAAGUUUGAACACCAGUUAAUUAAACUCUCAGAUGUGUUUGGCUCAGUGAGGACACACGGGAUAGCAGUGAGCCCCUGCGGCGCAUAUCUGGCCGUCAUUACAACUGAGGGCAUGGUCAACGGCCUCCAUCCUGUGAACAAAAACCACCAGGUCCAAUUUGUUACUCUCAAAACCUUUGAAGAGGCAGCUGCUCAGCUCCUGGAAUCUUCAGUUCAAAAUCUCUUCAAGCAGGUAGAUUUAAUAGAUCUUGUACGCUGGAAGAUUUUAAAAGAUAAACAUAUCCCUCAAUUUUUACAAGAAGCUUUGGAAAAAAAGAUUGAAAGCAGCGGGGCCACCUAUUUUUGGCGUUUCAAACUUUUCCUCCUGAGGAUUUUAUAUCAGUCAAUGCAGAAAACCCCUUCAGAAGCAUUAUGGAAACCCACCCAUGAGGACUCCAAAAUCUUAUUAGUUGACUCCCCUGGAAUGGGCAAUGCCGAGGAAGAACAGCAAGAGGAAGGCACGUCUUCCAAACAGGCGAAUAGGCAGGGCCUGCAGGAGCGGAGCAGAGAGGGCGACCCGGAGGACCCCACCGACGAUUCCCUGACCCAGGCUGGAGAUGCCGGGGGCCGUGAGCCAAUGGAAGAGAAGCUCCUGGAGAUCCAAGGGAAAAUCGAAGCUGUGGAAAUGCAUUUGACCAGGGAGCACAUGAAGCGAGUCUUAGGGGAGGUGUACCUCCACACCUGGAUCACAGAGAACACUAGCAUCCCCACCAGGGGCCUCUGUAACUUCCUGAUGUCUGAUGAGGAGUAUGAUGACCGAACAGCACGGGUGCUGAUUGGACACAUCUCAAAGAAGAUGAACAAACAGACUUUCCCUGAGCACUGUAGUUUGUGUAAAGAGAUCUUGCCAUUCACAGAUCGCAAACAGGCCGUCUGCUCCAAUGGCCACAUUUGGCUCCGGUGCUUUUUAACCUACCAAUCCUGCCAGAGUUUGAUAUACAGAAGGUGUUUGCUCCACGACAGCAUCGCCCGCCAUCCAGCUCCUGAUGAUCCUGACUGGAUUAAGAGGUUACUGCAAAGCCCCUGCCCUUUCUGCGAUUCUCCUGUCUUCUGAACGUCAGUGGUGGGGAGCUAGAAAGGGCGCGUGCUCUGUUGCGGAAAUACCCUGUGGCCCGAAGACGUGGGAUGCACUGGCUAAGCCUGGCCUUCAAGUGGGAAGGCCCUCUUCAGGAGUGUAAAUAGGGCCCUGGGAACUCAUUUCUGAAGUACAGUCUCCAUCUCCAGGGACUAAAGGAGAUCUUUAAAACGACUGGGUGCAGAGACUGUAAGUCAUUUUGAGAGGAACACUAGCCCCCCACUCCUUACCCAGUGAGGAACACUUAUUUUUCAAGUGUUCUGACUGAAGCAACUUGAACAAAAAGAAUGCCCUAUCAUUUCUGGGAACAGAAUGAUCUCUUCUAGAGAGUUGGGCUAAGGGCCUUGCUGGACCGAGUUAGACUUUAAUGCUUGCCUUGAUCUGGAACUGCCUUGUGGCUCCCCAGAGUGUAAAUCACCUGUCACUGGUGUUCGGUGUGCCCCCAGACAUUCCGAGUGUAUAAAACAGCGCUUGGUCCUGAUACUUGGUUCUCCACGGAUAGCCCCAGAUCUGUAUCCCACGGAUUCUUAUUUCUCCUGCAUACUGAAAACAUGUUCGUAAAACUGUAUAUUUAAGAGGUUGAGGCCAAGACUGAAGUUGGUUUUAAUGUGUCAAAAGAUCAGGUGAUUCUCGUAAGUAAAUAACUGUGAGUUAUUUUUGAUGAGCUCCCACAUUAUCAGAUUUCCAGUCCUAACUCCUUAAUAUGUCCAGGAUGUCGGGGGUUCCCGUUCACCCGUGUCACCUCCCUGCUUCCGACUGACUGUCAUAGCCCAGAUGAGAUAUUUGUACAUAGAAGAAAAAGAAUAUUUUCUCCCUAAAACUUUUAGUGUUUUUAAUGUUGACAUGUCCAGACAUUUCAUUUGUAUCCUCUAUAAGAACGUGCAGUCCAUCUAGAGACUUCCAGAAAACUUACAGAAAGGGAUGGGCAGCCCAAGCACGUAGGUGCUUGUGGUCCGGUGCCACAGGUGUGUGUGGCUCCGUUGACGAGAGCCUGGGAAUUUCUCAGCAAGGGUCCUUGAUGUUUAUAGUACAGGAUUUUCCUGUGGGCUUUUAAGAGGAGAUGUUAGACAUUAAUUGGUCUUAAAAUCUAAAAUUAAAAAUGGACAUUCAGGAAUUAUAGUGUUCUUGGAUUGCGAAAAUAAGUGUCCUAGGGAUUGGUGCUAUUCAACAGGACUGUGCUGCAUACUUCUGGGAAGUAGGAUGGGAAGUAUAAAAUGUGAAAUUCUCACUCCUGUUACAUGCUGUCUGUUUUGCCUUUAUUCCAACAUUUAUUCCUGCCUUUGUUGUGAUUUCUCAGUGAAAGACGUUUUGUCCUUGCUUUAGAAACAUUGGCUACGUGGACAAGACACUCAGACACAAGCACAGGCCGCUGUGUUCGCAGGUUCGCAGGCACCGGCGCUGAGAGCCCUUCAGAGGCGCCUCCGAACAGCCUGCCCUGAAAUGUCUUCUGUUUCCUAUUCAAAUUGUGUGUUGUCUUCUGUGUUUAAUUCUGUAUUUGUUGGAGUCUUCUGCUUAUCUUUCUCAUCUCGGUCAUUUCGAGAAUAGUGUUGACCCAGAUUCUAGGGCCCAGCACGUUAAAUUGAUUUUCAAGAAAGGGGCGGGCGGCAUUAGAAUCAUGAGCAGCACAGCUCCGAGGUUGUAUGGUUGCCCUUGCUCACAUCACAGGAACCACGACAGUAAACGUGGAGAUCAUGUCAAGGGUUUAUGACAGUUUCCUAAUCAUGGGAUGCUUAGUGUCACUUAUUCUUUGUUCCUAAUCAGGGUCAGUGUUUGAGUUGUUCUUAUUGGGGAAUUUUGUGCUGCUGCCAUUUAAAACUUACAUUAAGUUCUUAUUUAGAGCAGUUGUACAUUUUUGGGGAACUGUACCUCUUGGCAGUUAACUAAAUGGAUCUCCCGAAUUAUUUUGUAUGUCUCUGUAGGAAUAAACAUGGCAACUGUUUUACUAGAACAUGGCUUCUCUCUGCAUGGGGCUAGGCAUUCUUCAGACUCUGAAAUCCACCCAACACCUCAGCCUGAGUUUCUGUGCCCGCAGCGGGGAGGCCUCCCCCUUCUCCCGCCCGCCCUCCUCGUGCAUGGCAACAUCGUACACACAGCCGGCUUCUGAUUUCACUAAGGGGCCGUGCACCUGAUGACGGAGUGCUAGUCAGUGGGACUUUGGGAAAGCAGGGGUGACACCUGGAAUCUUCCGGCUCGCUGCCUCUCCAGGCUUAAACUUGUCAUGCCCUCCACGCUUCCUAAAAUGUGCCUGAUCUGUUUCGUGGAUUUCAAGUUUAUCUCGGCUGUCACUGUAAGAACGGUUUCAGAGGCGGCAGAAAUGGUAGUGGCCGAGUUGCCGCACUGCCGUCGGGAGCAAAGACUGUAAGCAAUUAGACCUUUUCAGCUACAACACGGUUGCAUUCGGGGACUCUGAUAUCCACACCUGUAUCACACUUUCUCUGGGGUUAAUUUGUCCCCAUUACUCCAGAUAAGAAAUUGAUAGCUUGUUAUGCUUGAUAUGCAUUCUGAAAUCCUCAUUUGUCCACCACCCAGACUUCAAGCAGUCUCUACCUACUAUUACAUCUGCCAAAACUACCAAUUGUUUUUCAGUGUCAGGAGUUAUUAGAACCACUGGCAAAGCUUGUGGUUGAGUGUGACAUCUUUCUGCUUCUAAGAAGGUUUUGGGGAUGUUAAUGCGGAAGCAUGUGGGUUGGACCUAUUCGCGAGUGUCACAGGUUAAUUAGGUGAAAGGAACGUUAAAGGGUAAUAAAUAUAAAAAUAUUUUCUGUUGUAAUUACAACGCUAUCAGCUAAGAAGCAGAAGUUGGUGCUUAUUGGUGCUUGUUAAGAGGAACACAGUGCUGGUUUUACAAAAUACCUGCCCCCCUGGCGGCUAAACUGCUUCAGAGUUUGGUGAAUUACCGCAGCUCCUGGAAUGAAACCAAGAUUACCAUCCCAGGCCCUGUUCAGCCUGCUCGCUCCUGACCCCUCUGCUCUCUCUUGCUUUUCCUUCCUGGUGAGGUCCUCUUGAUUUCCCUUCCUCUUCUCUUCUCAGCUUCAGGACAUGUCCAGAGCUAGCAGAUUUCAUGUUUGAAAGAACAGAUCAGUGAUAAAAUUUCUAAAAAUUACAUCACACAGUAGGUCUCCCUAAAAGAAACGAUAGCACACAGUGAUUUUUCUCUCUAAUGGUAAGAGUGUUGGUUGUUAACUUGGUAAAUUAUAUCCAGUUUUCUUCAGAACUCUUAAUUAUUUCCCUGGCAGAGUGCUCAGUAACUCCUGGCUGGCCUUUGGGGCCAAAGUCUGCUAAAUUGUAGUUCCUCACCACUACCCGCCGCCCUCCCCAAGCCAACAAUGUCCCUGACAAGCAAAACUGCUGGUUAAGUCGGCCAGCCUGUUUUUUAAGGGAAAGGUAGAUCCUGCCCUUUUUGCUUUUUAGAGACAGGGCAGCAAAAACAGCCAAUGGCCAGAGGAAUCAAUGUCUUCAGUUAGCCCACCAUGGACUGUGGUGGGCCUCCGUGUGGCUCCCGUAGUAAUGGGUCAUGAAUAUCCUGUUAGGCUCAGACGCUUCCUUCCUGUGUGGGUGGAGUUGAACAGUUCAGGAAGACUACAGGGUGUCUGGAGAAUCGAACCUUUCCCCUCCAGGUUGUCUGUUUUAAAAAUGCCUCUAAAAUAUCUAACUGAAUUGUUUUCAUUUUCAUUAUCAGCACAAGUUAUCAGCAGCUUCAAGCAGAGUAAGGCUGGGUCUCAGAUCUCAUAGUAAACUUUGAACUACUCUUUCUUGAAGCUAAAAAAGGUUCUUGGAGUUAAGAUCUUCACAUCUAACAUGAUGUCUGCUAUUUAAAAUGAUUACAGAGCAGGUGAAAUCUGACUCUCCUUAAGUUGAAUUAGGUCCAAUUUGCAGAAUCUAGAGUUGCUUCUAAUGAUCUAAAGUACUGUAGCAUCACUAUCCUGAUGAAAAAGCAGGGUUUUUCAGAAGAUGGGAGCUCCUUUCGAAGGUGCUAAUAAAAAUCAGUAUCAGGACUUGAAGCCAGGCUGAGUCUGGUAGACGGGAUGCAGCCUCCCAUCUGCAUAUGUCCUUUGUUUUAGAACAGGGCUGUUUCUGAAAACUUGCCGGGGACACCAAUCAGUUUAAUGGGGGAAUGACUAUAAAAACAUCCUAUAAAGAAGUUAGUCUUUCUCCCCCAACCUCUUCAUCUGAUUAGGUGAUUCAGCUUUUUUUAUCUUGCAUUUUUUGAGUUAUAAUUAUACCGGGGGGGGGGGUCUUAAUAUAGUCUGAGGUCCUAGUCGGUGAGCUUAUUCAGAGCAAUAUUAUAUGAAUUUCCAACUUGGGGGUGCCAUUCAUUCCAGGCUUGGCAGGAGUUGAAAAAAAGGAAAGAUGUUGCUCUCCUGCCAGCAUAAAGGUGUAGGCUGUCCAGGUGAAAUGUUGUCAGUGGGUUGGGGAAGAUUUAAAUUGCAGAACUCUAAAUCUUGUUGAUUAGUCAAAAUUUGCUCACCUCACCAUCGUGAACUCCUGUUACUUGCAUAGAAAGACCCUGUCAGGUGGUCGGACUGGACCACAUAAGAGGUGGUGACGGCUUUGAGGCACUUCCUACUUUAUCCAUUUCACAUUUGCCGAACAGGUUGGUGGGGGUUAGGGCAGUUUGGUUUUGGUACGAAUGCAAAAUGAAAAGCAAAAAUGGAUUAUUAGGUCUUUUUCAAGACUUUGACGCCGAUUUGUACUUUUAUGAAAGGAACAUGAAUAUCAAACCUGUUUAUACAGAAAUAAGACUGUAUAGAAAACGAAGUGUGUUGUGUAUAGUGAUAUUUUAUGUUUACCCAAUGCCUGUGCUAAUCUUUGUGCUCAGCUUUGAAUUAUAUGUAUGUUUACAUAGGACAUUUUUUUUUUAAUAAAAAGAACGGGCGUCUAAAAACUUAAGGUAUAGAAAGGAGAUAGUUUCUUAAUUCUUGCCAUCUGAUUAGGUGGUGUGUUUUAGACUUUUGGUGUUUAAAUAAAACUUUUAAGAAUAAGAACACCUUUUGCUUGGAAGACCCCACCUCCAGUAAAGUUGGCUGCUUCUCUGCACUGUAUGUACAUAGUGCUCAUUAUUAGAUUGUAAGCUCCUCGAGGGCAGGAACUGUCUGCUUCAUCUUGGUAGCUCCUGCAGCACCUAAUGUAAAGUGCCUUGCAGAGAGUAGGUGCUCCCGAUUCAUAGAAUGAGUAACUUCCUGCCACCUUUAAGAUGGAGCAUGGCUCCCUUCUUCCAGCACAUUCAAAACCACAAAGACUAAGGACCUGCCCGAGGAGGGCCAGAUUCUGUCUUGGGUUUGAACGGAGUGUCCUGGGUUGAACCGGACCAUGCCAUAUCCUUAGCACUAUCUAGCCUUCUUUUCCUGAAGAUCCUGCUCUAGUGUCCUGAGCUUUUACUUAAUACUUAGGACAAAGGUUGCUGGAAAACGUUUGAAGUGGAGAUUAUAGAAAAAAUGAAAUGGAGAUUUUGGAGGGGGUGCGUGUGUCCGUACACGGCCCCGUGGGGCAAUCUUACUUGAGUUACCACUAAAGAAAAAGGUAACAGGUACUCAGUUUCUUUACCAGUUAGCUGGUUGGCCAAUUUUCCAGUUAAUGAAAGAUAACUGGUUUUUCGCUUUUCCCCAUUUUGGAUACCCCUCCAUGGCUCAUAUGGUUCUAGUGUUCAGAGUCCAAUCACGUUGCUGGGAUGGCCAGUGCCACACACAUGGCACCAUGUUCUGUAAACGUGGGGUAAUCUCGAAUGUUGGUCACUUUUUUAUUCAAAAUAAAUAACAAUUAUUUGUA